Neltuma alba is the source of this 2349-nucleotide messenger RNA. RefSeq lists its product as uncharacterized. The transcript has 3 exons. The coding region runs from base 1 to 2349 and encodes 782 amino acids. Lineage: Eukaryota; Viridiplantae; Streptophyta; Magnoliopsida; Fabales; Fabaceae. Gene Ontology annotation, molecular function: protein binding. The record is from RefSeq and is a predicted model, not a curated record.
AUGGGUUGUUCUUCCAAGCUGGACACUAUGGAGCAGACGACGGUGCAUGGCGACCCAAAACUUCUUCCUCAAGCUAUCAUCACAAACAUUCUCAAACGACUUCCGGUGAAAUCCCUAAUGCGAUUUCAAUGUGUGUGUAAACAAUGGAAAAAUCUUAUCAAAACACCAUCUUUCAUCACUGAACACCUCCACCACUCCACUCAUCACAAUCCUUCCCUUCUUUUCCAACGGAGUGGCAGUGGCAAGGGUAUUCCUUUAGACUUACGCUUGCUCGACUGCGGGAAGCAACUCCACGAAGUUCAGGACGUUCCUUUCGAUUCCUCGGUUCGUGUUAGGAUCGUCGGUUCCAGUAAUGGCGUGCUCUGUGUCGAAUGUUCUGGUGAUCGAGUUCCUUCGCUUUUCUUGUGGAAUCCAGCGAUUAGAAGUAUCAGACAGGUGCACAGCGAUAUUUAUGAUUUUGAGGGUAGAAUCUAUGUAGGAUAUGGAUUCAGUCCAAUCGUCAAUGACUACAAGAUAUUGAGAGCUUAUGUUCCUGAAGAUGAGGAUGAGGUUAAUCGAGUGGAAGUCUAUUCUUUGAGCACACAGAGAUGGAAGGAAAUAAAAUUUGAGAACUUAAAGGGUGUAAAUCUUAAUUCUGAUGCUGUCACUGCUAAUGGAGCUAUGUUUUGGUAUGAUAUGGAGGAGGAUUUGGUCGUUUCAUUUGACAUAGCAAUAGAAGCCUUUACAUUGAUACCAAUGCCUCCUUUAGACGAAAGUCGUAAGUAUUCAGGGCAUAAUAAGCUUACUGUAUAUGAAAACAAACUUGCUGUGGUUUCUCACUUUCUAGAGGGUGUAUCUUUUACAACUGAUUCUUACUAUAUUGAUUUGUGGGUGGUGGAGGAAGGUAUCGGUGUACCUAAAGAGAGAUGGAGUUGGACUAAGAAGUAUUCUCUAAUCACCUUUACAGACUCGGAGCAUCCAUCAGGUAUUUGGAGGAUAGAUCCGUUAUGCAUUUGGAGGGAUGAACUUGUCUGCAAUGGUAAUGAAAUGUCUGGAAUUGUAAGUAAAACUGAAUGUGAAGAGAACAUUGAAGUGAAUGAAAUGUUUGGAACCGUUGGGGAAACUGAAUGGGAAGAGAACAUUAAUGAAACGUUUGGAAUCUUUGAUGAAACUGAAUCUGAAGAGAACACUGAAGUGUUAACUGUUCUGUGUCUGUCAAAUCUUAGAACUAACGAAUUGAGGAAGAUAGCUACUGGCAGAUGUAGCAAUGAAUUUUCAGUUGUUUUCAAUCAUGCAGAAAGCCUUGUACUGAUUGACAGCAUCCGUAUUCAAGAGGUGAACACUAGGGGACAGAAGAUUGUUGAUGGGACCACACAAUAUCUUCCUGAAGAAAUCAUCAGAAACAUUCUCAAACGACUUCCAGUAAAAUCCCUAAUGCGAUUUCAAUGUGUAUGCAAACAAUGGAAAAAUUUCAUCAAGGCCCCGUCUUUCAUUGCUGACCACCUCUGCCACUCAACUCAUCACAACCCCUCUCUUCUUUUCCAACGGAGUGGCAGUGACAAGGGUCUUCCUUUCGACUUAUGCUUGCUCGACUGCGAGAAGCAACUCCAUGAAGUUCAGAACAUUCCUUUUGGGUCCUCGGUUCAUGCUGAGAUCGUUGGUUCCAGCAAUGGCUUGCUUUGUGUCAGAUGUUCUAAUGAUGGAGUUCAUUCGCUUUUCUUGUGGAAUCCAGCAACUAGAAAGAUCAGACAGGUGCACAGCACUGUUUAUGAUUUUGAGGGUAGAAUCUAUGUAGGAUAUGGGUUCAGUCCAAUUGUUAAUGACUACAAGAUAUUGAGAGCUUAUGUUCCUGAAGAUGAGGAUGAGGUUAAUCGAGUGGAAGUCUAUUCUUUGAGCACACAGAGAUGGAAGGAAAUAAAAUUUGAGAACUUAAAGGGUGUAAAUCUUAAUUCUGAUACUGUCACUGCUAAUGGAGCUAUGUUUUGGUAUGAUAUGGAGGAGGAUUUGGUCGUUUCAUUUGACAUAGCAAUGGAAGCCUUUACAUUGAUACCAAUGCCUCCUUUAGACAAAAGUCAUAAGUAUUCAGGCUAUAAGCUUACUGUAUAUGAAAACAAACUUGCUGUGAUUUCUCACUUUCUAGAGGGUGUAUCUUUUACAACUGAUUCUUACUAUAUUGAUUUGUGGGUGGUGGAGGAAGGUAUCGGUGUACCUAAAGAGAGAUGGAGUUGGACUAAGAAGUAUUCUCUAAUCACCUUUACAGACUCGGAGCAUCCAUCAGGUAUUUGGAGGAUAGAUCCGUUAUGUAUUUGGAGGGAUGAACUUGUCUGCAAUGGUAAUGAAAUGUCUGGAAUUAGAACACUGAAGUGUUAA